AGAACCAAAGUCGUCAUUAAUAAUUUAUGUUACCGUUUCAAGCUUCAAAUGUGGAGGAAAAAAAGACAAAAAACGAAAUUCGGAUGAAAACUGGUCUAACUCGCGUGUUUAAAUCACCAAGCAGAGAACAACAUAUUCAUGCAGUCCGCAGUAUAUGGAUGAAACAAAAAGUGGCACAUUUUCUUUACUUUUAAACUUUUAAACGGAUCGUGUGCGAAACAAAUAUUUAAAGCUUGGCGUUGACAUUAAUGUGAACGCUCUGGUUUUCCCGCGACAUUUAGCAGCAUCGACAGCUUCUUCCACUUUCCGUAGCAAAUAUAUUACGAAAAAAUAUAUAUUGUGCGUUGACAGAGAAAAAUCUUGCCUCUUUUUGAACCAAUGAAAUAAAUGAUACUUACCUUUACGGAUGAGAUUACAGUCACGCAUCAUCUUUUAUUUUGAGUAUUUUAAAUCUUAAAAAUAUUCUGCGAUUGGAUGUAGAUGCAGGAAUAGCGAUUUCAUAUCCUAACAAUCAUGUCGCCAAGUUAAACUAGUUUUUAAAAUCGAGAUAUAUACAGAAACUUCCUGGAACGUUUGAAAAUUUCCUUCAUUUUAAGUUUUUUUUUUUUUUUUCAUUACAUUUCUAAUUGUCCUGUUUGACAUCGCACCGGAAGUCUGGUUUACCACAAUAAAUGGAAAAAAACACGGGCUAUUGUUUUAAAUCUAUGAAAUUCUGUUUUGGGGGUAAUACACUGCAUCGAUUUGAGCUUUCCGGGAACUCCCUUCAGAUUCUUAACACUUGAUAUUUGGAAAAAAGAACUCAGGUGGACACAGUUGAAAAAAGAGGCAAGCCAAUCAGAUUGCUCCUUCCCCCUUUGGCCAAUGACAGACGCCACAUUGUUGUCAAAUUUGUCUAAUGAAAACGUAGGAGCAACAAUAGAGAGAGGAGAGAGGGAUCUGUAUCCACUGACAAUCUCUGGAGGAAGUUAGUGUCUCAGGCUGCGGCGAGUAACAACCUCAGCUCCUCCUGGACAGUUUGAACUUUCUGUCGGGGAGGAAUGAUCGCUCCUCUCUGCUCAGACUCUUGUCGGAUUUAAAGUUGACUUUAAAGUCAGAUUUUUGCUUCUUCGGCAGAGAACACUUGGACAGUUUCCACCAGACUUUCGAUCAUAAAUUGUUAUUUUUUCCCCUCCUGUUUCUGUCUGACAGCAGAAAUCGGUGGCUUCACCUGUUGCCCGGAGGUGCUAAGAACCGCCGGACAGAUGUGAUCAGUCCAACGUCGGUUUAACUAAAGCAGAUCGUUCAAACGUCGCCGAUUUCUCGUUAAAACGUUAGUUUUGCUGGUGAGGAACGCGGGCAUGGAUCUGAGACCGGAGCUCCCCACAGCCUCCUCCGCCUCACAAGUCCACCCCGGAGCGGCGGCAGCGGCCGCGGCAGCCUCCAUUCCGGUGUCCAUGGCCGGUAACCUGCUGCGAGGGCCCCCGAUCCUCCUGCGGGCCGCAGACAAGUACCCGCGCACUCCGAAGUGCGCCCGCUGCAGGAACCACGGCGUGGUGUCCGCGCUGAAGGGCCACAAGCGCUACUGCCGCUGGAAGGACUGCAUGUGCGCCAAGUGCACCUUGAUCGCAGAGAGGCAGCGGGUGAUGGCGGCUCAGGUGGCGCUCCGGCGGCAGCAGGCGCAGGAGGAGAACGAAGCCCGGGAGCUGCAGCUGCUCUAUGGCACGGCGGAGGGACUCGCUAUCGCCGCCGCCAACGGCAUCAUCCCACCCCGGCCGAACUACGAAGUGUUUGGUUCCGUCAGCAGCGAAAGCAACUCAGCAGAUUCAAGCAUCCAGAAAUAUGAGCUGUUUCCUAAGAACCAGCUCUCCGGGUCCGCCACACCUCAACCAUCUGCGGGGAAACCGGCUUCCACCGAAGGUGACUCAGCCCCCGGCAUCUCGUCCCCGGACGGCCGGCACGGAGGCUCUGGUUCGGAGAACGGGGAUAGCGAGUCUUUCAUCAGCUCACCGGUAUCCAAGCCUUUGAAAGACGGAGAAGAAACUCCAGGGUCCGUCAGCUCCAUCGGCUCGGAUUCGGGUUCCGAGACCGACAAAGAUGAGCAGGAGCCUUCCCCUUCCUCUGCGGCCUCUCGGCACAUGAACGCCAUCGACAUCCUCACCCGAGUAUUUCCCAGCCACAAGCGAAGCGUCCUGGAGCUCGUCCUGCAGGGCUGUGGCAAAGAUGUGGUGCAGGCCAUCGAGCAGAUCCUCAACAACAGCGGCGCUCAGGGCCCCAACAAGGCCGGGCCAGACGAGACGUGGACGGCAGAGAGGAUGCUCCAAAAUGCGCAGCAGCCUCCGGCGGCAUCCGCAACCACAACAGCCCCGACGAGGCCCAUGCUCCCCGGGGCUAUGACGCUGAGCAACCGCUCUGCGUUUUCUCCUCUGCAGCCAAACGCACCGCACUUUGGCGCAGACCCUAGCACCUACCCGCUGGGCACACACUUGGGACUGAACCCGCUGCGGCUGGCCUACUCUGCGCACAGCCGGGGACUGGCUUUCAUGACACCUUACUCCACCACCGGGCUCAUGCCCACUUUGGGCUUCAGACCUCCAAUGGACUAUGCAUUUAGCGACCUGAUAAGAGACAGGACAAUGCUGCACAAGGAGCAAGGCUAUGCCAGCGGCCUGUAUGGGCCUUUGGUCAACAACACGCCGGAGAAACAGUGAAGCCGGUGGACUGAUCAUAGAGACACAUUCCAUUGUAUUUGUAGCCACAAGUGUUGAAAAUGUGUGAUGUGUUCUGGCUACGGGCUGCUGUACAUAAUAGGAUUAUCUGGCUUGUAGUCAAAUGAUCUGAGAGGGAUUUAAAAAAAAAGAAAAAAAAAGAAAAGAAACUAGACCACUUAUGUGUAACUCUCCAAAAUAAUUUUAUAUGUUAGACCACAAAAGUUUGAAUGGCAACCCCUAUGUUUGAACUUUACUACGCCAUCAGUAAAAUGACGUAAAACCGAAUGUAUUUAUAGACUGCAGAAUGAAAUGAAUCCCGAUCAGGCUGGAAGAGUAAAAACUAAACUGACACACAAAAGCAAAAGUACGAAGUACGAAGAAAUUAUUUAUCAAAGAGUUCUGACUUUUUAGAGCCUAUCAAAUUUUACCACAUACACACGCGCGCGCGCACACGCACGAGUAAAAUAAGUUAUUAAAACACGUAGUUUACUUGUUAACCCCGUUUCCUGCUGUAAAAGUUGAUCUAUAACGUGUAAAUGCCAUUCAUGUUUCUUUUUCUUAUGUAUUAUUUCAGUUAUCUCACCUUUGUAUUUCAUUUUGUUUUUAGUUUAUGUCCAACUGCCUGUAUUAUAUAUUGCAUUUGGUAAUAUGAAAUCACUAUGCCUAUAUUUGACUUUUCAUUUAUCCAUUAGUCAGCGCAAAUAUUUUGUGACAAAGUGUUGGAUUCAGUUAGUUCCUCCUCAGAUGUUACACGCUGUGCUGUCACAAUGUAUCAAAACGCUGGAAAAAAAUAAAUGUUAUUUUAAACAAGUGGAACAUCACACUUAUUAAUGAUGCUUUCACGGAUAAACCUUUCCUGCGUAAAAUCUAUUUAUUCUGCAAAGGUCACCCCAGAUAUUCUGAUAUGGAAAGGACACAGAAUGCUAUCAAUUUACAGCAAAUCCAAGGCAUUUCAUCUGGAUAGAUAGCAGGGUUAAAAAUGACAAAUAUAACAGUACAUUCUACUUCUUCUUUUUUUAACAAGAAAAAAAGGACAUUUUCUACAGAAUCUUACAAAGCAGACAGAAUAUUUUAUAUUUAUAAUCCAGUCAGGGCCAAUCUGGCUCACAACACGCACACAUCUGACUUGACACAAAUAGCCAAUAUUCCCGCUAUAAUAAAACAUUUAAUAAACUAACUCCUUUGGGGUUUUGACUCUUCUGGUUCACUCAGGGUCAGACACAGAUGUUUUUUCUUCUCGCUCUUAUAUAGUUUGCCCGAUAUUACUACAGCCACCAGCAUAGUUUCAAGUACAUGUAGAGCGAAGCUUUGAUCAAUAAGUAGCUGUACAGGAGAACAAAAAGUUUUUUUUUAAUGGUAUGAGAUUAUAUGCUUCUGUAACGCGCCAGCAGGUCAGAUUCAGCUGGUGGACACCCGAAGGUUCCUAUAGUUGGUUUACAGUAACGUUCCCUUCAUUAAAUCAGCGUGUUGUAUAAAAUAGUGACAGUUACAUUUUCCAAACUACAUUUGUUAAGGUGACUAUGCAGAUUAACUCUGUAGGUGAAACAGUUGCAUGACUGCGUAACGUCACAACUGCCGUGAAAUCGCACACAAGAAGAAAAAAGUGUAAAGUUUAUGACUGUAACUGGAGAAGAAGGUGAAACAAAUUAAACGUUUA
This is a messenger RNA of Haplochromis burtoni (Burton's mouthbrooder), 4344 nucleotides long. RefSeq names its product DMRT-like family A2 (gene dmrta2). NCBI's taxonomy places the organism in Eukaryota, Metazoa, Chordata, Actinopteri, Cichliformes, Cichlidae. Gene Ontology annotation, cellular component: nucleus. Gene Ontology annotation, biological process: sex differentiation; regulation of transcription by RNA polymerase II; germ cell development. Gene Ontology annotation, molecular function: DNA-binding transcription factor activity, RNA polymerase II-specific; RNA polymerase II cis-regulatory region sequence-specific DNA binding; protein binding. The transcript is spliced from 2 exons. The record is from RefSeq and is a predicted model, not a curated record. The coding region runs from base 1338 to 2687 and encodes 449 amino acids.